AUGUCAGAUCCAAGUUCCAUUAACGGUGGUAUUGUUGUUGCAAUGACAGGUAAGGACUGUGUAGCGAUUGGCUGCGAUUUAAGGUUAGGUUCGCAAUCACUUGGUGUUGCCAACAACUUCGAGAAGAUCUUCCAUUAUGGACAUGUAUUUUUGGGACUAACAGGGUUAGCAACAGAUGUGCUGACGCUUUCGGAGACAUUUCGUUACAAAACCAAUCUAUACAAAUUGAGGGAGGAUAGACCAAUUGAACCAGAAACAUUUACACAACUAGUAUCAAGUUCCUUAUACGAGAAGCGGUUUGGACCAUACUUUGUAGGACCUGUGGUAGCUGGUAUUAACUCUAAGUCUGGUAAGCCUUUCAUCGCUGGGUUUGAUUUGAUUGGGUGUAUCGAUGAGGCGAAGGACUUCAUUGUGAGUGGUACUGCUUCAGAGCAACUCUUCGGUAUGUGUGAAUCGUUAUACGAGCCAAACCUCGAAGCAGAUGACUUAUUUGAGACGAUUUCUCAGGCGUUACUAAAUGCUGCUGACCGUGAUGCGCUCUCUGGUUGGGGUGCCGUGGUUUACAUCAUAAAAAAAGACAAGGUUGUGAAGAAGUACUUGAAAACAAGGCAGGAUUAG
Kluyveromyces marxianus DMKU3-1042 is the source of this 618-nucleotide messenger RNA. RefSeq names its product proteasome core particle subunit beta 3 (gene PUP3). Gene Ontology annotation, biological process: proteasome-mediated ubiquitin-dependent protein catabolic process. Bases 1 to 618 code for a protein of 205 amino acids. Gene Ontology annotation, cellular component: proteasome core complex, beta-subunit complex; proteasome core complex. The record is from RefSeq and is a predicted model, not a curated record. NCBI's taxonomy places the organism in Eukaryota, Fungi, Ascomycota, Saccharomycetes, Saccharomycetales, Saccharomycetaceae. The transcript has a single exon.